Molecule: messenger RNA, 1487 nt
Organism: Mesocricetus auratus (golden hamster)
Lineage: Eukaryota; Metazoa; Chordata; Mammalia; Rodentia; Cricetidae
Gene: Ucp3
Product: uncoupling protein 3
Exons: 7
Coding region: 256-1182 (308 amino acids)
Biological process (GO): mitochondrial transport; adaptive thermogenesis; response to cold
Cellular component (GO): mitochondrial membrane
Molecular function (GO): oxidative phosphorylation uncoupler activity
Source: RefSeq, a predicted model, not a curated record
CUCCUCAGAAUUAGGUUUCAGGUCAGCUGGUGCAUAAGGUUAGUGCGAGCCAGAGGCAGCAGAGACAACAGUGAAUGGUGAGGGGCCAUCGGAUCCUGCUGCCACCCCUGGAAUGGAGCCCCAGGGAGCACCUGCACUACUGUACCUUGGCUAGACUCACAGCUGCCUCCCGGAACUGAAGUAAAGGACCGCCAGGCAACCUCGCUCCUUGGACCUAAUAGGCAGCAGAGGAACCAGGCCCAUCUGCCCGGGACCAUGGUCGGACUUCAGCCACCAGAAGUGCCUCCCACAACAGUUGUGAAGUUCUUGGGGGCCGGCGCUGCAGCCUGUUUUGCAGACCUGCUCACCUUCCCCCUGGACACCGCCAAGGUCCGCCUGCAGAUCCAGGGGGAGAAUCCAGGAGCGCAGAGCGUGCAGUACCGCGGCGUGCUGGGUACCAUCCUGACCAUGGUGCGCACCGAGGGUCCCCGCAGCCCCUACAGCGGGCUGGUGGCCGGCCUGCACCGCCAGAUGAGCUUUGCCUCCAUUCGAAUUGGCCUCUACGACUCUGUCAAACAGUUCUACACCCCCAAAGGAGCAGACCACUCCAGCGUCGCCAUCAGGAUUCUGGCAGGCUGUACCACGGGAGCCAUGGCAGUGACCUGUGCCCAGCCCACGGAUGUGGUGAAGGUCCGGUUUCAAGCCAUGAUACGCCUGGGAACCGGAGGCGAGAGGAAAUACAAAGGGACGAUGGAUGCCUACAGAACCAUCGCCAGGGAGGAAGGAAUCGGGGGCCUGUGGAAAGGGACUUGGCCCAACAUCACGAGAAACGCCAUUGUCAACUGUGCUGAGAUGGUGACCUAUGACAUCAUCAAGGAGAAGCUGCUGGACUCUCGCCUGUUCACUGACAACUUCCCCUGUCACUUUGUCUCUGCCUUUGGAGCCGGCUUUUGUGCCACAGUGGUGGCCUCUCCGGUGGAUGUGGUAAAGACCAGAUACAUGAAUGCGCCCCCAGGUAGAUACCGCAGCCCUCUACACUGCAUGCUGAAGAUGGUGGCGCAGGAGGGCCCCACAGCCUUCUACAAAGGAUUUAUGCCCUCCUUCCUGCGUUUGGGAGCCUGGAACGUGAUGAUGUUUGUAACAUACGAACAGCUGAAACGGGUCUUGAUGAAAGUCCAGGUGUUACGGGAAUCUCCAUUUUGAACAAGGCAAGAGGGCUACUUGGUACUUUCCUCGUAAGAGGCUGCCUAGAACAGAAUAAAACCUCGACUCUCUGCUCAGGAGACACAGUGGACACAGCAGGCCCAGCAGAUCCAGUGGACAUGGUGGACCCAGGCCCACACAUUACAGAACUCUGUGCUCAUUGCUGACUCAAGAAACUGAGCUAAGCCAGGCGUUGGUGGCGCAUGCCUUUAAUCCCGGCACUCGGGAGGCAGAGGCAGGCGGAUCUCUGUGAGUUCAAGACCAGCCUGGUCUACCGAGCAAGUUUCAGGACAGGCUCCAAAACA